Messenger RNA from Linum trigynum, 279 nucleotides. The record is from the annotation of a GenBank genome assembly. Lineage: Eukaryota; Viridiplantae; Streptophyta; Magnoliopsida; Malpighiales; Linaceae.
AUGAUUCACGCCUUCCACCUUCAGGCAAGGCUCGAAAACCGCCUCCGAGUGAUGCUCCCUCUCGGGAAUGCCUCCCGCCUCCGAGCGAUGCUUCCUCUCGGGAAUGCUCCCGCCUCCGAGCGAUGCUCCCUCCGGGAAUGCUUUCCGCCUCCGAGGAAUGAUUCACGCCUUCGGGCAUCGGGCGAGGCUCGAAAACCGCCUCCGAGCGAUGCUCCCUUUCGGGAAUUCUCCCGCCUCCGAGCGAUGUUCCCUCCGGGAAUGCUUUCCGUCUCCGAGUAA